GUCAGGGGAGGGCUCUGCUCAGUGCAGCCUGCCCCUCCCCCAGCCCGGAGAGCUGAGCUCAGAGGGACAGAGGACCCCAGAAAUGUCGUUCCCUGGAGGCAGGCCCCAGGCCCUGGCCUUCCUCUGCUUCUGCGUUCUGGUCCUGGCCUGUGUCGUGGCAUGCCAGCAAGAAGAGCCUGAGGGGACCCUGAGCACCCUGCCAGGGCCGGCCAGUACUUCCCAGAGCCGGGUUCCAGGCAAGGUGAAGGAGCAAGAGCCGGAGAGGACCCUGAGCCCCAAGCCAGCGCCAGCCAGGAGUUCCUGGAGCCUGGUUCCAGGCAAGGUGAAGGAGUGGGUGGAGCCGCUGGUGAACAGGACCAGAGAGAAGUGGAAGUGGUUCUGGGGCCCUACGGCCUUCCGGGGCUUCAUGGAGACCUACUACGAUGACCAUCUGAAGGACCUGGGCUCUCGCGCCCGGGCCUGGCUCCGCAGUUCCAAGGAUAGCCUCCUGAACAAGGCCCACAGUCUGUGUCCCCAGCUGCUCUGCAGGCCCAGCGACCAAAAUUAAAGCGUCACACCCUCUGCAAUAAA
This is a messenger RNA of Bubalus bubalis (water buffalo), 570 nucleotides long. RefSeq names its product apolipoprotein C4 (gene APOC4). Gene Ontology annotation, biological process: triglyceride homeostasis; positive regulation of triglyceride storage. The record is from RefSeq and is a predicted model, not a curated record. The transcript is spliced from 3 exons. Bases 83 to 547 code for a protein of 154 amino acids. NCBI's taxonomy places the organism in Eukaryota, Metazoa, Chordata, Mammalia, Artiodactyla, Bovidae. Gene Ontology annotation, cellular component: high-density lipoprotein particle; very-low-density lipoprotein particle.